CGAAUGAGUGACAACCAAUCACCUUUCGAGUUUGACAAGCUUCCCUUCCGACCUUGACCUGAUUGAUCAUUAGCAACUCGAUGUGGUUUAAUCAGCAUUAGUGACAAGAAUCGCUUAUCGAAUGAACCGCUAAUAAAUUGGCUCUGCAGUUUAUGUCUAAGACAACAAGAAUACAACAUCGGGAAAUGAGGCUACAUCUUCGCCGGGUGUGAAAUAGAGAUGUCACAAUUACCACCUUAAUGGACCUGUACGGAUAUCACGAAGAUAUUCACUAGUGCAUCUUCAAGACUGGCUUAUGGGUCAACACACUUGAACGCGAGGACAACAAGACGCGAGAGAAAGGAUUCCUUCUCGCACCGAUCGUCGCGCCGUACUUGGGGAAAAGAAACAAGAACACAAAAAUCUGACGAAGAUGAUGCCAAGCGCCGAAAUUGCUCUUUUAACUUUAUUUUCAACCAUGGCGACUAUUGGUUUAGUUGGCAAUCUUCUCGUGUGCUUCAUCAUUCAGCGUAACAGACCAGUCAAAAGACCCAUCAACUAUCUAUUCCUAAACCUUGCAGUAUCUGACGCUAUCGUCUUGUUAUUUCUGUCUUCAAAAUACGUUUUGAUUCACACAUAUGAGCAUCCUACUGGAAAUAUUGGAGACUUUCUUUGCAAGUUCCUAACGGGAGGUUCACUAGCAUGGACAGGUGCUAUAUCAUCUGUAUGUACAAUGAUUUGUAUUUCAUUCGAACGCUUCUACAUUGUCCUAAAACCAUGCUACUACCUUAAAGUCUUCAAAGUAUCGAAUAUCAAAGUUGCUUUAGUGUUCUCGUGGGUGUUUGCUGUUGUAUUCAACAUCCCUUUGUUCAUAUUCGGGAAUUUUGACGCGGACAAAGAGCACUGCACUGAAGCUUGGCCUCCGGGAGGUUUCUCAAAGUUCUACGCAUUGACAUGGCUAGCCGUUGUUGCUGUUAUUCCUGCUGUAGUAGUAUUCGUUGUCUAUUCACAAAUUAUUUACAUUCUGUGGAUAAAGAAGAACACAACAACAACAGCUAUAACAAGAACUGCAAUGCACAAGGCAAGAAGAAAGGUUACUAAAGUGGUGUAUAUCAUUAGCCUGAUCUAUUGUGUGAGUUGGUUCCCGCCUCUGAUUAUCAACGUCAUAGCUGUUUUCGCGCCAAAUCGACAUAUCGGUGACGUCACGUACGAAGCGGCUGUGUUUCUUAUUGUCAUCAAUUCAUCUGUCAACCCGUUGGUCUAUACUUUUCAAAGCGCACGUUUCAGACAGCAUUUGAGACAUUUGUUUUGUAGACGCAAAGCAAAGAAUAGUGUUUGUCCACAAGGAGGGGAGACAAACCAGGCCGCGUGGAUACCCCCCCUUAGUAACAAUAGAUGUAAUGGAGGACAGGUGAAGGAGCUUCAGGUUGCAUCUCAAGACUUGUUAUUCCUUUGGCUCACAGGACCGUGAAACAUACAACCCACAAUCCAUUGCGAGAGAUCUCACGUCAAUCAUUAUGACGUCACAUAUUAGUGUUUCGUGGAUUGAUAUUUUCUAGAAACGUCUGUGUGUUUUGCCUAUCAAACCCGUCUGAUUAUGAGAAAAACUACACCCAAUAGAAGUCAGUAGUGCAAAACGGAUCUCAAAAUGAAAUAUGUCGGCGUUAUCGUGCUUAUAAACCCACUUUGAUAAAACUGCAAGAUUCGAAAUUGCGAGAAAAUUUGAAUCGUCUAACUUGUGCUUUGAUCUUCCUUAUCAAAACACGAUUUAAUCGAUCGAUACAAAAUCCCACGAGAAAAAAAUAAUCAAUUCAUCGAGACAAGAAUUAUCUGUACUGAAUGAAGGACUUGGUAGCCAUGGUAAUGAAGAUCCACGUCAGCACAUAAAUCAAUAGAGCCAAGGAACAGUGACUAUAAUAUAUUUAUUUUGCAAGGAGUAAUGUGGUAGAAUGUAUUCAUACAUUAUCAUGCAUCACGUAUCUAUACUAACGGUUAUAAUCCCAUGCACGUAGUUGUCUAUAUUGAGUACACAGACAAUUUCGCCUUUGGAAAUAAAACUGUUUCAAAGGCGCUUGUCUUAUGAGUCAUCGCGGUAAAUCAUAACGAGAGUCUUUUAGAAGCCAAAACCAGGCUAAACCAACAUGUUUAUUGUAGUGAAUACAUCUCUUUUUGUAGAAAUACACGCACGGUCAGUAAUGAGCGGCUAUUAACGAUAAAUUGAAGUAUUCACUGCUCAGUACUAGAGUGCACGCACUAAAUCCGUUAACAUUAAUUAGUACUAAUUAGUACUAUUUCAUACAGAAUCCUUUGUUUUCUAUUGUUUAUUUAUCACCAUUUAGUACUAAAAGUUAGUAUUUGUUUCACGGGUUUAGUGCGUGCACUCUAAGAUGAACAGAACUAGUAUCAAUGAUAAUUAAUUCUAUUGGCUAGUAAUAAUAUUUCAGUUGAAUCGAGUACAUAGCUUAAUAUGCAAACAAUCUCAAGCAACAGCAACUAUCGUAGGGCGCAUGCGUGGACUUGGGUUAAUCCGCUUUGAAGUCGUGAUUAUCUCAUGUGUAACUCUAGAAGAAAGAAAUCUAUCCUAGAAUAACUAACGAAGCUAAGCGAACUAAACAAAACUACUACAAAAAAAUUUCCAAGAAAAAAGGCUUGUAUUUUGAAUUUA
Actinia tenebrosa (Australian red waratah sea anemone) is the source of this 2644-nucleotide messenger RNA. Its product is annotated as C-C chemokine receptor type 1. NCBI's taxonomy places the organism in Eukaryota, Metazoa, Cnidaria, Anthozoa, Actiniaria, Actiniidae. The record is from RefSeq and is a predicted model, not a curated record. Gene Ontology annotation, biological process: G protein-coupled receptor signaling pathway. Gene Ontology annotation, molecular function: G protein-coupled receptor activity. Gene Ontology annotation, cellular component: membrane.